CCAAUGAUUAGAACAAUGUUUAAUGUUUAUUGUUUAACAAUUAAUUGGUUUAGAUAUUCUGGAUCCAGUCCUAGUACCAGCACUUCUAACUCAAUCCAAGACUUACAGAUUGUGAAGGAUGAGAAUGUGAAACCGGGUCAGGUGGUGAAAACUAAAGAAUUCUGGAUACUUUGGUUCACCUUCGUACUCAAUACUCAGGCUGUAGGGUACAUAAACACCAUGUACAAGGCAUUCGGACAGACGUUCAUCGACGACGAUCAUUUCUUGGCGAUAGUUGGAGCAUUUGCGGCGAUCUUUAAUUCCUCAGGACGUGUAUUCUGGGGGUACAUGUGCGAUGUAUUCGGGUACAAGAUGUGUAUGAUACUUGUCACAUCCUCCAUCUCCUUCCUUUACGCUACCCUGUACUUUACAGAAUUCGGGUCUAAGGCUCUGUUUGCUGUCUGGGUCUGGUUAAUCUUCUUCUCUUUCUGCGGAACCUUUGUUCUUCUACCAACAGCUAGUGCGGUCUGUUUCGGUACAAAAUACAGCUCUAAGAACUACGGACUUAUUAUGACCGGUUCAGCGGCAGCUGCGCCCAUAAUCGCAAUACUUACACAGGGAUUGUCUCCUGUUGUUGGUUACCUAGGAAUGUUCAUAAUAAUCUCCUGUUUCUCUGCUGCGAGCGCACUGCUUACUUUUUUCUUUCCACCCAACCCUGAACCAGCAAAAAUUCUUGACAAGCUCAAUCCAGCAAACAUCUAGCAGACAACCUACCUAGAGGGAAACCUUUAGGAGAUAUAUAGCCUAGGGGAACCUUUUGGAGACUAUAAACCUAUCCCGAACCUAUAGGAGAUAUCUAAUCUAGUGGAACCUACUGGAGAUAUCUAACCUAUUGGAAUCUCUAGCAGACAACCAAUCUAGGGGAACCUUUAACAGCCAACCAAUUUAGGUGAACGAAUCCUAGCGUACAACCAACCCACGGGGACCUUCAGCAGACAACUAACAUAGGGGAACUUUUACCAGAACACCAACCUUGUGGAAUCUUUAGCAGACAUCCAACCCAAGGGAACUCAUCAAGACACAACUUAGGUCAACCUUCUCUGACAGACAACCAACCUAGGGGAACCUCUAGCGUACUUCGAACUUAUGGGAACCUGAAGCAGAACUUCAUCGUAUUGGAACCUCUAUCUAAACUAAACUAAACUAAACUAAACUAAACUAAACUAAACUAAACUAAAAGAACCUCUGCUAGAUCUUCAAAAUAAUAGAUUUUCUUAUUUAAAAGAGCUAAAUUUAUAAGUUCAGUCAGAAAAUAUUUAUGAAUAUUGUUAAGUUUUUCAUCACCAAGAAAUCUAAAAUCUUCUAGUCUUAAUUUUGAAUAUUAUGUACGGAAUGAUAUUUUUAUGGUAUUUUUUUUCGCCAGUAAGGGAACUUUUAAUCUAAUGAACUGAGCUUAAAAUCUGCUUAGCUUAACUUUAAAGAAAAGAUUGCGGCUGCUUAUUUUUGCUUUCUUCUAGAAACAAAGAUCUUAAUAUAUUUAUGUAUUGUUUGUUUGUAUUGUAUCAAUGGGUAGCACUUGUUAAUAUUUAUAAGAUCCAAAGGAAAGGUGUGCCAAUUUUUUCUUCCGAGUGAAAUAAUUCUCACUAAAAUGUUCACACAUUAAUUGACCAUAAGAAAUUUUUAAGCAUUUAUGAAGUAUACUACAAUUUUACGUAACCUAUAAAUUAGAAUAGACAAAUAUCAAUUUAUAGAAUGUUACCCAAAUGUCGGUGUUUGUAAAACGUUUUAGUCAUAUGCCAUCUUAAAUGUAUUUUUAGAGUUUAUUUUUCUGUCUUCCUUGAAGUCUUGCUUUCAGAACUAAUCUUCAUUUCUUGAUCAUGAAUGUAAAUCAGUAUUAUUAUUAACCUAUAGAAAAGUAGAUUAAUUAAAUCUCAUCUUUGCAACUAAAGCGAUUAAAAAACACAAGGAACAAAGUUUUUGCUCAAGCAAUUUUAUUUAAGACAAGACAAGUUUUAAGAAUAAAACAUCACAAUUUAAUUUUUAAAAUCUCAAAUGAAAGCAAUACUUUAUCAAUGCGAAUUGGUUCACUUCAUUAAUCUACAUAAUUUUUACAACAAUUAUUGGAUUAGACUUCCACGAUUUUCUUUAAUAUCAGAACAAUAGUUAGGAAAAUGUGUUUGUUCAACCUAGAAGCCUAACCAGCUGAGGCCGCAAUUUAGAUAAUUUAGGAAAAAUUAGUCUUAAAACUGAAGGGAACUUCAAGAAUUACAUAAUUUUUUAUGCUCUGAGCGGAAAAAAUAAAAAAUGGACAUCUAAAGGCAAGUUUAGUCAUCCUUUUGAUACUUUUUAACCACACAUUUAAUAAUAUUUUCCAAUU
Molecule: messenger RNA, 2356 nt
Organism: Eurytemora carolleeae
Lineage: Eukaryota; Metazoa; Arthropoda; Copepoda; Calanoida; Temoridae
Product: oxalate:formate antiporter
Exons: 6
Coding region: 4-741 (245 amino acids)
Biological process (GO): transmembrane transport
Molecular function (GO): transmembrane transporter activity
Source: RefSeq, a predicted model, not a curated record